AUGAGUUUGGAAUUUUAUAAAGCGUUUGUUAUGCUACUAUUAACCUUGCCAUUGUAUUCUGGGAGAAAAACCAAAACCACACCAUGGCCUGAACGAAUUGUGGGUGGUAAAGACAUACCACCUGGCCACCAUGUGCCCUACCAAGUCUCCUUGCAAUACUUUGUGAAUACCAGUGCGCCCAACGAGAAGGGAGCAUAUAAACAUUAUUGUGGCGGCUCCAUUAUCUCCAGCUAUCAUAUACUGACAGCAGCCCAUUGCUGCAGCGGCUUCGACCCAAAGCUCAUGUCUAUAUGGGCAGGCGAUCGAGACCUUAGAAGCCAGCAUGCCUUGCGCUUUGCAGUUGCCAACUAUACAAUACAUCCCAAUUAUGAGGAGUUGGUGACUAGUGAUAUAGCCAUCAUCAAAUUGUGUAGGCCCAUGUAUUUGGACAAUGUUCGUAUGGGCGCCAUAGAUGUGAGCAGUAAGCAGCACACUCCAGGAGGUGUAACUGUCAUGUUAACCGGUUGGGGUCUACGCCUGCCUUACCAUUUUCAAGUUCCAUUCCCCCUGCUGCAAGAACAAGUUAAUGCAGUAACACUACCCAACAUUUUACAAGUUUCCACCUUCCUUACGGUCUCAGAUGAAGUGUGUAAACAGGUCAUAGAUCAGCUGACAAAAACGGAACUCUGUGUGACGGGUGAUUUAUUCAAGGGAGCGUGUCCGGGUGACUCUGGCGGUCCCUUAGUAGAGAUGUCAGCCCAAGGCCUUCGUCAAGUGGGUAUCGUUUCUUAUGGUCUUUUCAUAUGUGGUCUCUUUAGCAGUCUUGUACCCGAUGUUUACACCAGAGUAUCCGAAUUUUCCGAUUGGAUUUAUAAUACCAUGCAUUAUGAAUUGUAAUGCACUGUACCCCAGCCACUAUACACCGACAAUGUUAUCUUU
Molecule: messenger RNA, 918 nt
Organism: Stomoxys calcitrans (stable fly)
Lineage: Eukaryota; Metazoa; Arthropoda; Insecta; Diptera; Muscidae
Product: chymotrypsin-2-like
Exons: 3
Coding region: 1-876 (291 amino acids)
Biological process (GO): proteolysis
Molecular function (GO): serine-type endopeptidase activity
Source: RefSeq, a predicted model, not a curated record